ACCUGGACUGCAGUCUCUUCCCGGCUUCCCCACAGAGCUGGCCAACACGUCCGUCUCAGCCAGACAUGUCCAGCCUCCAGGAGCUAUGCUCCGGCCUGCCCCUGCAGCCCCUCCCAGAGAACCGGGGACGCUGGGCAGGCGUGCCCCACGCCCCAGUCAGGACCCCAGGCCUCAGCCUCACAGAGGAGCAGCUGGCGCUGAGGAAUGCCCUGCGCUACUUCCCUCCAGAUGUCCAGGAGUUGCUGGCCCCUGAGUUUGCCCAGGAGUUGCGACUGUAUGGGCACAUCUACAUGUACCGGUUUUGCCCCGACAUUAAAAUGAGGGCCUACCCAAUCGAGCAGUACCCCUGCCAGACGAGAGCCGCUGCAGCCAUCAUGCACAUGAUCAUGAACAACCUGGACCCUGCCGUGGCCCAGUUUCCCCAGGAGCUAGUGACCUACGGAGGAAAUGGACAGGUGUUCAGCAACUGGGCCCAGUUCAGGCUGACAAUGUCCUACUUGUCGCAGAUGACAGAGGAGCAGACCCUGGUCAUGUACAGUGGACACCCGCUGGGCCUCUUCCCAAGCAGCCCUGGGGCCCCGAGGCUGGUCAUCACCAACGGGAUGGUCAUCCCCAACUACUCCUCCAGGACAGAGUAUGAGAAGCUCUUUGCCAUGGGGGUUACCAUGUACGGCCAGAUGACUGCAGGCAGCUAUUGCUACAUCGGUCCCCAAGGCAUCGUCCACGGCACCGUGCUCACUGUGUUGAAUGCCGGGCGUCGCUACCUGGGUGUCAAGGACCUGGCUGGGAAGGUCUUUGUCACCUCUGGGCUGGGCGGAAUGAGUGGGGCUCAGGCCAAAGCUGCAGUCAUCGUGGGGUGCAUUGGCGUGAUAGCAGAGGUGGAUAAGGCGGCCCUCACAAAACGCCACAAGCAGGGCUGGCUGAUGGAAGUGACGGACAGCUUGGACCACUGCAUUGAAAGACUCAGGGAAGCGAGGGAAAGGAAGGAGGUGCUCAGCCUUGGUUACCAUGGCAAUGUGGUUGAUCUUUGGGAGCGCCUGGUCCAUGAACUGGACACAACUGGGGAGCUCUUAGUGGACCUGGGGUCAGACCAGACGUCCUGCCACAAUCCAUUCAAUGGUGGUUACUACCCCGUGCAGCUGAGCUUCGAAGAGGCCCAGAGCCUCAUGGCCUCCAACCCGGCUGCAUUCAAAGGCCUGGUCCAGGAAAGCCUGAGGAGGCACGUCUCAGCAAUCAACAGGCUGGCCAAGGAGAACUUCUUCUUUUGGGACUAUGGCAACGCCUUCCUCUUGGAGGCCCAGAGAGCGGGAGCUGACGUGGGGAAGAAAGGCGGCAGCAGGACGGAAUUCCGCUACCCCUCGUAUGUCCAGCACAUCAUGGGGGACAUAUUCUCCCAGGGAUUUGGGCCUUUCCGCUGGGUGUGCACGUCAGGGGACCCCCAGGACCUGGCUGUCACUGAUCAGCUGGCCACGUCUAUGCUGGAGAAGGCCAUUGCUGGUGGAGUGAACCCGGCUGUGAAGCUCCAGUAUGUGGACAACAUCCGCUGGAUCCAGGAGGCUGCCAAGCACCAGCUGGUGGUGGGCUCCCAGGCAAGGAUCCUGUACGCGGACCAGAAAGGCCGUGUGGCUAUCGCUGUGGCCUUCAAUCACGCCAUCGCCCACGGGCAGAUCAAGGCGCCGGUGGUCCUGAGCCGAGACCACCAUGAUGUGAGUGGCACCGACAGCCCCUUCCGGGAGACCUCCAACAUUUAUGACGGCUCUGCCUUCUGUGCAGACAUGGCAGUGCAGAACUUCGUGGGAGAUGCCUUUCGUGGUGCCACCUGGGUGGCUCUUCAUAACGGCGGGGGAGUCGGCUGGGGUGAGGUGAUCAAUGGGGGCUUUGGCCUCGUGCUGGACGGGACCCCGGAGGCUGAGCACAAGGCCAGGAUGAUGCUCAGCUGGGAUGUCUCCAAUGGAGUGGCUCGCCGCUGUUGGUCCGGGAACCAGAAGGCCUACGAGAUCAUCUGCCAGAUGAUGCAGGAGAGCAAGGGCUUGGCAGUGACCCUUCCACAUGAGGUGGCAGACGAGCAUCUGCUUCAGCGGGCGCUGCAGCCAUGAGCAGGAGCCCGGGAGCUGGCCGUGCACCCUCAUCCCGCUAGGUCCCAGAGCUCACCCUAACAGCCACACCACAUGGUCCACUGUACACCCGGGUCUCCUGUGUCAGGAGAUUUGCAUGCCUCCCUCACUGGGCCUCACAAUAUCCAGAGGGUGUGCCCCUUACCAUCCCCAUUUUACAGAUGAGUCAGCUAAAACCCCAAUAGAUGGAGCCAUUUGUCCAUGACAGGGGGCCCCAGGAGGGCAGCAGAAGUCUUGUUCAGGGCUGAACCCCCAAGCCAGCCACAGAGCAGACUCCAGCAGCUUUCGAGGGGCCUGCAUGCCAUGAGUGUCUGGGCCUCAGCAGACCCUCUUGCCGUUCCUUCUUCCAAGAGGGCAGGGUCUCCUCUGGCCAGGGCUUCUCAGGCCCCUUGCCUCCUGUUGCCGUCUCUCCACCCGUGCAGCUCUCUUCCUAUCUGCUGGCCUGUUUGUGCUGGUUCUUUCUGCAUCUCAGUGCCUCUGUCUCUGGCCACAGAGGAACACGACCAGGCCCUGGGCUUGGAGGAGUCCAGAGGAAGACAGGCAGGGAGAUAAAAGGUGAGCAGGCGGCCAUGCAGGGCAUCGUGGGCAGGGCGGGCCUGGGGCCUGGGAUGGGGACAGGCAGGGAUCUGCCCUAAAGGCUAAGUGAUACUUCCUUGUGACAAAAGGACAGAGGAAGGUGCUUCCCAUGGCCGCACAGUGGGAACCGCAGGAAAGCACUGCCUAGUCCCUGACAACAGAAAUCCGCCCAGGAGCUCUCCCUGGGACCAAGUGUCCUCCGGGAGCUGUACUGGCCCGGGGCUAGGUUCUUGCACCCCACCCACCAGGUCCCCAAGCCCAGUAAAGGUUGGAGCCACAGCCAGCCUUGGAGGCAAAGGACCCAGGCAAAGGGAGAUAUGUGGCCAUGCUUUUCCAAGCCUUCAUUUUGGAGUAGGCACCUCUCUUUUUAAGGAGCCCCCACUUUUAGGCCUCCUCCUGCCUCCCUGAUCCCUUGUUCCCUGAUGCCCCUCCCUCUGGGGUACUGCAGGUUUUGGGUACAAGCCCCUCAAGCUGAGCUGGUCAGGAGGAGAGCAUAAGGCGGCAGUGGGGUGGGGGUGGAAGGAAGUAGGGAGAAAGACCCCAGAGAAAGCACUGCCCUCUUUGCCCAGAGGGGGGCAUGCUGGAGGUGGACAUGUGUCUUGUUUGGCUCAUGAGGUGGGACCGAGGCCAAACCCCUUGCCUUUCUCAGAGCAACCCCUUUGGGGAGGGGUCUUCCAGUGCCUUGCUUCCAUCCAGGACAGGCCAUGGCCCAACCCUGCUGUGCGACCAGGCCUGGGAGAUGGGGACAGGGGAUCAGAUAACUGCUUCCAUGAGAUGACCCCCUUCCUUUGUAAUUAAUGAGCCUUUAGAAAUAAAACACCAAGCCUCUGAUAAAACUUGGGUUUAUUUAAGUCCAAUAUUACUGGGGAAGGAUUGUAGAGGCCAAAACUUGCUCUCUGGAAUGUGCAUGUCUGUUUCUUCUGUAAAAUAAGAAUUUCUCCUAAAUUAAGAGGUGGAUAUGGGGUCCAGGCAGUCCUUAGCUUUCUCCUCAGCCUGUCUGCAGGACCUCAAGCCCUGGGCCUGUCUGAGCCUCAGUUUCCAGCUGUAUAAUGGGGUGAUGAUCUUCACCACUGCCACAGGCUGGCCAAGGGUCUGCUUUAUUCUCAGCCAAGUCAUCAAAAGGAGCCAAGUGAGGAGAUGAGCUCCCUGCUCUCUUCUUCCCCCCUUUGCACCCCACCAACUGAUGCUGGAAACAUCCAGGGCCAUGCAGAGGACCAGGCAGAGGCUGCCCCUGGGCAGGCCCUGCCACACUUGCUGGCUGGAGACCCUCAAAUUCCGCUGUGCAAGGUGGGGCAGCGUGACCAUGCACCUCACUCUCCUUAGCUCUGUUUUAGCUCAGGCCCAGGUGCGCCCAUGGCAGGCAUACAAAUGACUCAUGCUUCACAAAGAAAUGAGGAAGAGUUUGGGAGUGGGUGUCUCAGAAGCCACACAAAACCUGAUGCCCAUUCUCUCCACUUCUGCAGAGAAGGGGACAGUCUAGCUGGGGUCUGAGUCCUCAAACACUUGACAGACACAUUCGUCUCCUUCCCAGGGGCCAGUCUCCCCUUUUCCCCUACUAACAAGACUCCAGCUUUGUCCAAGGAGCAAUGUACACCUAUAAAACAUAGUUGCUUUUCAA
Messenger RNA from Manis pentadactyla (Chinese pangolin), 4308 nucleotides. RefSeq names its product urocanate hydratase 1 (gene UROC1). Lineage: Eukaryota; Metazoa; Chordata; Mammalia; Pholidota; Manidae. Gene Ontology annotation, molecular function: urocanate hydratase activity. The transcript has 20 exons. The record is from RefSeq and is a predicted model, not a curated record. Gene Ontology annotation, biological process: L-histidine catabolic process. The coding region runs from base 66 to 2096 and encodes 676 amino acids.